Molecule: messenger RNA, 1308 nt
Organism: Photinus pyralis (common eastern firefly)
Lineage: Eukaryota; Metazoa; Arthropoda; Insecta; Coleoptera; Lampyridae
Exons: 3
Coding region: 232-1308 (358 amino acids)
Source: RefSeq, a predicted model, not a curated record
GGACGUAGCGGCAAGCGCAAACGAACAUGAAGAAGCAACGACAAACGUCGGCGAACGCGAUCCGCCGUCGGUCGGUACAUCAAAGGAAAAUGCUCGUUCGUGUUUGAUCGCGAUCGUCAGGUCUGGACGGGGAACGAACGGUCGCUGUUGCAUUUGCAAACGAAAAGUGGCAGUUGAGUCAACAGGUUGAGUUAAACUAGCAGUGUUGAUUGAUUUUGCGUGUUAAGCCUCAUGGAAUGGUCCAACGACAUAGUUAUUUCUUUUAUAAAAGAUGUGGAAAAGUUGGCAAUGCUAUGGGAUAGCCAAAAUCCCUUUUACAAAAUUACAAGGAAAAAGAAUGAUGCGUGGUCCGAAUUAGCUCGUACUUACAAUAGUACACCAGAAGAAGUAAAAAAGAAAUGGAAGAGUUUACAGGCGUCGUAUAGAAGGGAGAGACAAAAAGUCAAAGAUGUUACUCAUUCAGGCAUGGCGACAGCUGACAAAUAUACUCCCACCUGGUUUGCUUAUGAUGCUUUGGCAUUUAUGUCAGAUCGUUAUACUCCACGGAAAACACAAAAUACUUCAGAAGAUUCCCAGCAGCUCCUCGGUGAAGGUGACGAUGAAAUCCUGGGCGAUGGUGAAGAUGAAGAAAGGAAUGAUAAAACCUUAAAGGAAGCAACCUCAAAGGAAACUGGAAGCAAAUGUGACGAAGAAAAAAGUGAGAUGCCCUUAUCUACCACGACUACAAAAAGCACUCUAAAACGACCUUUGUUUUCAAAAUCAUCGUGUGCCAAGAGGCCUAAAGAAGAUCCUAGAAUAGAUGAAGUUUAUAGUAUUUUGAAAUCGACUGCAUCAGAGCGUCCAGUUACUCGUGAUGAUAAUGAUGUAUUUGGAGAAUACGUUGCGAAAACGUUGAGAACAUUAGAUAGUCACUCGAGAAUUGUAGCCAAGCAUUAUAUAAAUCAAAAUCUGUUUGACGCUGAAAUGGGAAGAUUUAGGCAGCCAUUAUUACAUAUGCAAUCACAGUUCCAGCCUCAGUAUUCCAGCUCGGCUUCUGCGCAUUCUUCAACAACGGUGACACCAUUCCCUUCACCUUCACUAAGCCUUGGGAAUCCUAAUCAAAAUUCUCAGCAACAGUUUUCAACUAAUCAAAGCCUACCGGCGAGUAACCAUCAGAUAACUCCAACUCCUAUGCAGACAGCUCCGUUGCAACAUGCAGAACAAGUUUCAGCAAUGAGCAUGGGAUCUACAGUUCACGAGUCUAAUGACAGACAUACAGAAGAAUCUGCAGCACCCUCGUUACUUACGUUUUUCACAAAUUUUCAAUAG